GUACGAUUGAAUGUCCUCAUUGGAAUUUACUGUGUGAUGGGCCGUCACUCUGGAUCGAGUGAUGGCAUUAUUAUUAAUUUUUCUUACAAAAAGAUUAAUCUCGAGUAUUAAAGGUUUUAUCUGGUUUCUCUCAAGAUUAGCACCAUAAUUUGACAGGGACAGAAUGCCAGUCACCGAAUCAGGAAGUUGCGCACCAGAUACGAAAUAGUGGCUACAACCACAUUAACAAGUGCGCCUAUUGGCAUUGCUGCCAUGACCCGCCGCAAAAAAGGCAGAAUUCAAGCCAGUAUAAAUUUUGGCCAAUGCAAUCGAGUGAACAAAGCAAUUUGCUUAGCAUAUAUUAUUUGAGUAUAGUUUUGCAGCGAAAUUUGUAGAAUUCUGUAUCAUAGAUGUCAAAGAUGCUUUUGAAAGAUUGCAUAUACUGAAGAAUCUUGCGUGUUUGGUUCUUUUGGCAUAUAUACCGAACGCAGUUUCACCAGAACGCUCUGUUAUAAGUUUAUUCGCUAAAAUUAGGGGCGAAAUAACUAGCAGGUCCAAUAUUAGGCGAAUUUUUUAUGCGUGAAUGGCAGGGGCAGAGCACCAAUGUUGCGGGGUUACUUUCUGGAUAUAUAUUUUGAUAAUUGUAGGGCUCGUUUUGUUUGCGGGUUUGAUGUCUGGUCUAACGCUCGGCUUAAUGUCGCUCGGAUUGGUUGACUUGGAAGUGCUGAUCAAAUCCGGGACGGAAAAAGAUCGAAAACAUGCUGCAAAGAUAUUACCUGUGGUCAAGAAUCAGCAUUUGCUACUUUGCACCCUAUUGAUUGGAAAUUCUAUGGCCAUGGAGGCUCUGCCAAUUUUUCUUGAUUCACUGGUCCCUGCAUGGGGGGCAGUUUUGAUAUCUGUUACACUGAUUCUAAUGUUUGGAGAGAUCCUUCCUCAAGCUGUUUGUUCUCGCUAUGGCCUGGCAGUUGGAGCAGCAGUGGCACCAGUUGUUCGUGUGUUGCUAUUGGCAUUCUUUCCAGUUGCAUACCCAAUCAGUAAGCUUUUGGACUUGGCGCUCGGGAAAGAUCGUAUUGUUCUUUUACGCAGGGCAGAGUUGAAGACACUUGUGGAUAUGCAUGGAAAUGAGGCUGGGAAAGGAGGAGAGUUAACACGUGAUGAGACAAUGAUAAUUGGAGGGGCUUUGGAAUUGACGCAAAAAACUGCAUUGCAUGCUAUGACUCCGAUUUCUAAAGCUUUUUCUCUUGAUGUGAAUGCACAACUUGAUAUGCAUACAAUGAAUUUAAUAAUGUCGAAAGGGCAUAGUCGAGUUCCCAUAUACUCUGGUGCUCCAACUAACAUUAUUGGCCUCAUUUUGGUGAAAAACUUGCUCACUAUUCGCCCUGAAGAUGAUACAUACAUAAAAGAUGUGACCAUUCGGAAAAUUCCCAGAGUUCGAGAUCAUAUGCCUCUUUACGAUAUUCUCAAUGAGUUUCAGAAAGGUCAUAGCCACAUAGCUGUUGUUGUGAAAUACAGCAAGGAAAGAAAGGAGACUCUUAACAGAAAUAAAAUUAUGAAGGGUUUGGCAGAUAGGAGACUGAGAAACAAGAGGCAUAAUAGACGAUCUGUUACUGGUCACCAUGAUUCAAAGACCACUAUUAUAGAUAUUUCUGAUGGUGUUAGACAGGAGGUGUUGAUAAGCAAUGCUCAAGGAUUAAGAAUGGAAGGAGAUGCACAAGGAGGGGAGCAGAUUCCCAUUACCCCUAGAUCCAAGAAGCGGGACAGAAUUGGCUCUGAAGAUAUUCUAGAUAUUAGUUCAGAUUCACUUCCAAGCUUCCGUGAUGAUGAGGAAGUUGUGGGUAUUAUAACAAUGGAAGAUGUGAUUGAAGAACUUCUACAGGAAGAGAUAUUAGAUGAAACAGAUGAAUACAUUGAUGUUCAUAAUAAGAUAAAAGUUAAUAUGCUUGCAUCAGGAAGUACAUCUGUAUCCUCUUCUCUUCAGCCAACUCCUAUAUUGAAGUCUCCCAUUUCACCUCAUCGUCAAGCACCUGGGUCAACAUCAACAUUACCACUCUCUUCACGUACUUCAUUGCUAGGUUCACAAAAAUUUUCAACAUGAGAGUGGUUCAAACAAUGUCAUUUCUCUCCUCCAGAAUCAAGGGAACACAAUACAAGGUUCAACAAGUCAAAAACAGUAGAUGGUAUCUUUAACUGCUAUAUGGAAUCCAAAAUUUAUGUAUUCAUAACUAUUUGGAAUAAGCAUUUGAAAAUUUAUUCAAUAUAGUAUGAUACUGCCAGUAGUCAUUUCUUUCUUCGGUGUCAGUAGUUUGACUCUGUUCAUGGCAGUCAUGAAUUUUAAAUGUGCCGGCUGUCAGAAACUUACUUAGCCUUGAAGUUAAAAUAACUUUUAUAUUUGUCAAGUUACUUCCUUUGGAGAAAAAAAAUCAUAUAGAAGCAGAUAUAAGCUUGUCAGCAAAUAUGGAGAGCUUCCUACCUACUAAAACUCUAAAAUAGAAUUUUUUUUUGUUGAAACUAAAAUGCUACUUAGAUAGCUUUUUUUGUUGAAACUAUAAUGCUAUCUUAUUAUUCCGAAUGUGAAUGUCAAAUGUAUGAAUGACAUUAGUAGUUGCAUCUAAUCUUGAGAUGGUUAUUUGAACCCUGCUAAUGAAAACAAUGCUUUCUUGUA
This is a messenger RNA of Cryptomeria japonica (Japanese cedar), 2641 nucleotides long. Its product is annotated as DUF21 domain-containing protein At2g14520. The transcript has 13 exons. Gene Ontology annotation, cellular component: intracellular membrane-bounded organelle. The record is from RefSeq and is a predicted model, not a curated record. Lineage: Eukaryota; Viridiplantae; Streptophyta; Pinopsida; Cupressales; Cupressaceae. Gene Ontology annotation, biological process: magnesium ion homeostasis. The coding region runs from base 563 to 2074 and encodes 503 amino acids.